AUGAUGAAGGAUGCAAAAAGCAAAAUUCUCUACAAAUUGGCACCUAUACUUUGCGAACAAAAUAUUGGUCAAGACGUUGUGGUGAUCGCCAAAGCCAAACUUCCAAUCGUCAAAUUCAACACGUUUUUUGGAAACUCUCAAGUCGAUUUCAGAAUUAGUCAAUCAAAUGGACUGGCAGCUUUGGAAAAAGUGGAUGAGUUACCCAAUGAUGUGGACUAUUUGUUAAAGACCUGUGAGCUGGACAGCAACAUCAUCAACAUUCCCAAAAUCAAAGUAAAAGACGCAAAGAAGAAACAAAACUGCAGAUGA
This is a messenger RNA of Melampsora larici-populina 98AG31, 309 nucleotides long. RefSeq lists its product as uncharacterized. The record is from RefSeq and is a predicted model, not a curated record. The transcript has a single exon. Lineage: Eukaryota; Fungi; Basidiomycota; Pucciniomycetes; Pucciniales; Melampsoraceae. Bases 1 to 309 code for a protein of 102 amino acids.